Pyricularia pennisetigena is the source of this 1140-nucleotide messenger RNA. RefSeq lists its product as uncharacterized. The record is from RefSeq and is a predicted model, not a curated record. The transcript has a single exon. Lineage: Eukaryota; Fungi; Ascomycota; Sordariomycetes; Magnaporthales; Pyriculariaceae. The coding region runs from base 1 to 1140 and encodes 379 amino acids.
AUGGCAGACAAUCAGGAGCCUGAGCCUCGCAACAGCCGACCAGGCUCACCCCGGACCUCCGACAGGCCUAUCCCCAAGCUUGUCGUACAUCGAUUCAGCUACCCGCAGCUCCUGGCCAUUCCAGUCCUACUGACUGCCGGCUACAUCGCCACCAUCAUCACCCUCUCGCUGGAAGAUGUGAACCCAGGCCUGCUGUACAGCCAAUGCCACGCCCGCGCCAAGGUGCCCUGGCUCAGCCACAUUCCUCUACUUGGCGCCCCGGUCUGCUACCUCGUGUCCUUCUUCCAGUACGCCGUGUCGUCCUUCCGGGCCGCCGCCAUUCUGUCCGAGAUUCUUGCAUUCAUCGGCGCUCUCCUCACCGUGACGACCCUUGAGGCCGCCCGGUUGUGCAACGCCAGCGCCACUCUCAUUGCCAAUCCCACUGGCCCUUGGCUUAUGUUCAACCUGGCCGGUGGACAGCUCGUCUGGGGUCUGGUCAUCGUCCCGGCGUUUGUGAGGCGUGCCAAGGGUCUUGAGGCUGUCGAGAGGAGCGGCGAGGAUCGGUUGGCAGCCGACAGUCGGAACCUCGCCCUCGGCGUCGAGGCAAUCGCCGUCCCCGUCGCCGUCCUGCUGGGCUUCCUUGUUCCGUCCUUGGCCAUGCUGUUCAUCCGCUCGUCGGUCGCCGUUUUCGUCUGGCUCUUCUUCCCUGUCUACGUCGCCAUCGUUCGUCAGUUUGUCCGCUGGGUCUUGAUCCGGGCCAACGCGGACAAGUUUGCGCCCCCGUUCAGGGUAGAGCAAAGCCGCGCGUCCAUCUCUGGCGUCUAUCUGCCCGCCGUCUUGUUUUCCGUCGUUGCGCACGUCUGGCUCGUCGUCAGCUUGUUCAAGGCCGACGACCGCAAGGAGAUGACAAGGUCGUGUCUGGGUUUUAUCCAGAUCGACUCGCUGUUCAUCGCCGUGACGGCGUUGUACUGGAUCAUGGUCGAGGGCGGCUGGAAGUCUGCAGGAGUGGCUGUUUUGGCGUCUGUGCUGCUAGGACCGGGCGCUGGACUGUGUGCUGCAUGGAUUUCUCGCGAGUAUGUGGCACACGGCGCCGUCAUGGACGCAACGGAGGAACGGGCCGGUAAUGGGCAACCUAACGAGGAGACGCCGUUGCUGGGGUAG